Molecule: messenger RNA, 2503 nt
Organism: Porites evermanni
Lineage: Eukaryota; Metazoa; Cnidaria; Anthozoa; Scleractinia; Poritidae
Source: the annotation of a GenBank genome assembly
AUUUUGAAAAUAAAUUAUUUAGAUGGCCUCGCUGUAUCCACCAUCCUUAGCAGUCUUGACAGCAAGUACCUUGACCAGCUAAAGUUGUAUUUAUACCCAGCUCUUCAGAAUCCAGGUCGCAGUAAGUUUGUGAGGUGUUGGCACGCUAAGACAGACAGUUGGGCGGCAACAACAUUCCACAGUAACUGUGGUGGAAAGGGUCCCACUGUAACCAUCGUCCAAGUUGGUAAUUACAUAUUUGGUGGAUACACUGACAAGUCUUGGUCUAGUCCUAGUAAGUACUAGUUACAUAUUUGGUGAAUACACUGACAAGCCUUAGGGUGAUACUUAUCAUUUUUAUGUGGACGGGGGCAAAAACGAUUCUAACACUCUUUAUGUACAUUUAUGCCCAUAUUCUUUUGUGAAAAAAAUAGAGAGAGGAGCCCGAUGGGCUCCUGACAGUGAUAAAUUUCUCCGUUUUCAGGCAGAAUUUUAAGACAGAAUUCAGACAAAAAAAUCUCCCUUUUCAAAAAAUAAUAUCUGGAUACUCCCGUGGAUAAGGCCUCUUUGAUAAGCAUAAGUCACAUACACCGUUGGCGUAAAGAGAUGGUUAAAAAAAACAACAACAACAACAACAACAAGAACGAAGCCGCAUGGAGGGGGACAUGGGGGUUUACGGUAUUGCGGUAUUGGGCUUUUUUUCAUGCGGUAUUUCAGUAAUUUUAAUUUUAACGUGCGGUAUUGCGGUAUCAUCUAGCUCUGCGGUAUGCGGUUUUUCAUCAUUUUGGCUGACGGUAUUCGGUGAAAUAAGAUUGUUCACGGUAUUACGGUACCGUUUAUUUGCGCUUUCCUUUAGACAAAGUACGCAAAACAAAACACAGUAGGACAUAAAGGUCGAUAANUAGCUCUGCGGUAUGCGGUUUUUCAUCAUUUUGGCUGACGGUAUUCGGUGAAAUAAGAUUGUUCACGGUAUUACGGUACCGUUUAUUUGCGCUUUCCUUUAGACAAAGUACGCAAAACAAAACACAGUAGGACAUAAAGGUCGAUAAAAGUUAAUAUUUAGAAGUCUUGAGACAUAACGGUAAAGUUAUGGUCGAUAAUAUACAAUGUGAUUGUCGUUGCAUCCAAUGAUAAUGAGUCGUCUCAAGUUACCUUACCAGGCUUUUCGAUCUGUGUACCUGUGCCGGUAAUUCGAGGUCUUACACGUUUUCUCACAAUGGGUGAGAUCGCUGAGGUUGAAGACGGCGUGGUCAUCAUUGACUGUGUGGCAAUUUUUUUAUAAAGAGGGCGAAGGAGGCGAACAUUAUCGCAACAAGAAUAAGUUUAGAUGUCGGAUUUCGAGAAUUGAAAAACGCCUUGUAAAGGUAAAAGAGAAAAUUUGGUAAGUUUGCCUCUUACCGGCGCGGCGUGUGAGACAGUCGAGGUAGUUGACUCCUGAGAGAAUGACGUGCUAGACUAGACUCACUUAUCAAAACUCGCACUAGACGUGGGUGGAAAGGGUUUUGGUUGGUUUGUUUUUCGCGCUUUCAAGAGUUAUCUUUAGUGGAGUUAAUUAGUUGUUGGGUCGACCUACCAAAAGGUUGAACGAAUGUAGUUUAUUUUUCAGUGAAAAUGUGCGAAAAAUUUGCGAACUACCAAAAUAUUAAAAAAAACAUGGACAUGUGGUGCAUAAAUGCCUGAGAUAAUUAAACGCGCUAGAUGGAAGCAACCAUAAGUAUUCGGAACCGAUUAUAAAUGUGAUUAAAAUAUAAUAUGCGGUAUCGGUAUUUAGACGAUUUUCGACGCGGUAUUUCGGUAUUUGCCAUAAUUUUUCUUACGGUAUUGCGGUAUUUGGUCCCCCCCCCCCAAUGUCCCCCUCCGCAUGGGCUGUUUUAUUUCGAUUUUUUUUUCUCCCCGGAGUAUUCUUUUUGUCUCUUAAAAAUGUCCGGUUCUAAUAAACGGACAAUAUAAUAAAGAGAGUUCUAGUAGCUCUAUAAUGUUUAGGAAUGUACUUUUUCAAAAUAACUAACUGAUUUUUGGUGAGGAUUGGUGUAUUGCCUGGCUUUGUUAAUCAUUAUAGAAUAUUUUAUCCAAAAGGUUCAAAGGUGAAAAACAGCUUCGAACACAAAAUAUAUAUUUAUAGCUGUCAUGCUCGUCCUUGCCACUUGAAGUGUUUGAAUAAUUUAAAUUAAUAUCUGAAAAAUGUUUUUCCACAGGUUCUUGUCGUUAUGUCUAUUCAAGUAAAUCGUUCCUGUUCUCGUUAUAUAACAUCAAUGGCUACGCUCCUAUUAAGGUGAACAUCAAGUCAAGUAGUUAUAGUGGCGCUAUUUACACAUGUUCCAGUUACGGACCAACCUUUGGUGGGGGAAACGACCUGUACAUAUCCCACGACGCUGCAAUUAACAGCAAUUCCUACACCUACUGUGGCUUCAGCUACCCCCUCCCCCCUGGGUACUCUGCAUCUGCUACUUCCUGUAGAUUUUAUGCAGGAUCCUACAAUUUCACUCCCACUGAUGUUGAAGUGUUUUACGAGACAACAAUUUAA